AUGGGUAAUUGGAAAAAACAAGGGAUGAGUGAUUAUCAAGUGUUUCAUGAUCACUUGCAAUUCUCAUCUUACAACAGAAAACCACCUGUGGAUGAUAAGUUUUCGUCAGUACCUUUGUGGGAAAAGAAGUUUUGCGCAUCGAUUGGUUCAGUCUCAUGGCGAAAGCUGAUAGAAGGCAAGAGGUAUAUGUAUCUGUAUGACAAUGUGGUAAAUUGGGAUGACUCUGCUGUCAAAGAGGCAUUUGACAAAGCAAAAUACAGGUUUUGGGCUGAGAUCAACGGCUUUCCCUACGAUAUACCGUUGCCUGAUCCUAACAUUUAUAUUGACAAUGUAGAUUGGAAUGCAAGUGUUGAUCACAAACUUUUUCUGGAGUUGGAAAGAGAAGAAGAGGUAUGCCAAAACAAGGAAGAAAAAGGUGAGGAUGCUGUGAUUCUUGGGAUUUCUUUACUCUUUGAUCAAUCCUUUUCAGGUCCGGGAUGGGGGGACGAAGAAGAAAAAGAAGAAUAUGACUGGAAAAAUAGUCAAAAUGUUUCUCAGGAUCAAUUCCCAUCUUUGAGCCGCAUAGUUGUUUCAAAUAAUGCGGCUAAUGGAUGGGAAUCAAACCAACAUGAAAAUAAUGAAACAAACUCUUGGGAACGGUAUCGUUCUCCUGUUGAUGAGCAUGCAAAAGAAUAUGGAUGGCAAAAUGGUCACAACAUUUCUCAGGGAUGGAACCAGAGGGAGCAAUAUGGCGGUGACUUGUGUAACAAGUACCAACAAGGAAGAAAUGGUGGGAACAGAAAUUGGGGAAAUUGGAAUGGAUAUUACAAAAAGAGAGAAAACAUGUCAUGGUCUAAGAACCCUGGAUAUCGUCAUGGUAAUGAGUAUCAGAUGAAUCGAGGAAGAAGAAACCAAGGAGGAGGAGGUGGUGGAAGGACAAGGAAUUUUACUUAUGUGGACAAGUUAAGGAUUAAUCUAAAUCGAUUUAAUACAAUUCACUUUCCAAUUCUUCAGUUUGCAGACGACACAGUGUUAGUAGGUGAAAGAUCGUGGGCUAAUGUAUGGACUAUCAAAUCAAUUUUAAGAGGCUUUGAACUAGUUUCCGGAAUGAAGAUCAACUUUGUGGAGAGUAAGCUUUAUGGGAUCAAUGUUGAUGAGUAUUUCUUGGAGGCUGCAGCCAACUUUUUGCUUUGUAGGGCAGAAACAGUUCCUUUUAAAUUUUUGGGAUUGCCGUUGGGAGCCAAUCCGAGAAGGUUGAUCACGUGGAAGCCGGUAGUAGAGUCGAUGAGAAAAAGACUAAGUUGUUGGAAUGGACGUCAUCUAUCAAUUGGAGGUAGAGUUACUUUGAUAAAUUCGGUCCUUUCUAGUUUGCCGCUUUAUUUCUUUUCCUUUUUUAAGGCUCCUAAAGGAGUUAUCAAUGAUCUUAUAAAACUACAACGCAAUUUUAUGUGGGGUGGAGGAAUGGAUGAAAAAAAAUUAUGUUGGGUUAGAUGGGAACAUAUUUGUUUACCAAAAGAUAAGGGUGGCUUAGGGGUGAAAAAUUUGAAAACUUUUAACCAAUCUUUAUGA
Messenger RNA from Trifolium pratense (red clover), 1548 nucleotides. RefSeq lists its product as uncharacterized. Lineage: Eukaryota; Viridiplantae; Streptophyta; Magnoliopsida; Fabales; Fabaceae. The record is from RefSeq and is a predicted model, not a curated record. Bases 1 to 1548 code for a protein of 515 amino acids. The transcript has 2 exons.